Molecule: messenger RNA, 4187 nt
Organism: Fusarium verticillioides 7600
Lineage: Eukaryota; Fungi; Ascomycota; Sordariomycetes; Hypocreales; Nectriaceae
Exons: 3
Coding region: 1559-2743 (394 amino acids)
Biological process (GO): mitotic cell cycle phase transition; regulation of cyclin-dependent protein serine/threonine kinase activity
Cellular component (GO): cytoplasm; centrosome; cyclin-dependent protein kinase holoenzyme complex
Molecular function (GO): cyclin-dependent protein serine/threonine kinase regulator activity
Source: RefSeq, a predicted model, not a curated record
CAAACCAUGGAUCUCUUCUCCUCUCGCUGCAUUACAGUUGGUUAAAACUACCUACUCUACUCGCGUACCUGUCACCCAGUCCUUUUCCUUCUUCUCUAUCCUCCUCCUACCUCUUCAUCCUCCCUCCUCCCUUCCUCCUCUCGUUUUGUUGAUUCCCUCAUUCUCUCAUUCCGUCUUCCUCUCCUGACACGAACACAGCAGGCCUGAAGACGCUUGAGACGAGGAGAAUUCUCAACUUGACUUGACUCCCCCAGGGCUUUCGCUCAACAUCUCUCCCUCAAGAAGCCCCCCAUCCCGCCCUAUUAAAGGCCAGGAACCACCAAAGGCUGUGAGACUAGGACCAGAAACAGGCCGGAGUGUGAAAAGUGAAUCAAAGAGACCUUUACUGGUAUUUCGCUUUUCUACUUCCGCUUCGCCCUCUGUAAUUCUUCCCCCUCCAGCUUCUCCUUCGACUCUGUAAAAUUCCUCGGUUCAUCCACCAGGAAUUCCAGUCUCCAACCUGAAUCCACUCCCUCGCCAACGCCAACGCUCCCGCCGCCGCCGACGAAGCCUUCCAUCGACGAGCCCGCUCCCUUGGUUCAAUUCAGUUCAACUCGAUAGCGACCACUCCUCAACCCUUCCCGAAACUAGUCGUCGAACUGAAGACUAGUCGCCAAUCAAUUCUGGGUAUCCCUUGGAUUACAGGGAAAAACUAGGUCAAAGUGACGAUUGCGAGUUAUUCAACUCUCAGUCUCACAGCACCCUAGAGAAUUCCGAACCAUCCACACACAGUAGUGAUUUAAUUAAUCGCGACUUGUUCGGUUACAUCGUUGUUCUGACUCGAUAAUCGAACCAUCAGAAGCGUUCACGAGCGUGGGAAAGCUGCAUGCCGAGCGUUCAACUCCCGCAUACCGCUCUCCUCACCACAACCACCACGCUUUUUCUCCUUGAAAUUUGCCCAGUGGGAGACGUUAGCUCGUUAUUCCUGCUUGAUUCGAUUCAGGGACUGUCUCAUUCUCAGCGAGCUUUGCCCAUCUCCCCGACGUGUGGCUGUAAGACUUGCCCCUCUCCCCUCGAUGCCAUACUCGUGCCAGCUUGUCGUAUUGUCUAUCGACCAAGGGAUAGUUGCAUAGGUGCAUUUCGCCGUGUAAUGUAAUGCCUCCAGCGAGUCACGAGCUUGGCAAAAAUCGAGAUUCCGCUAGUAUUAAACUUGAUACUGACGCACAUACCGCAUUAGAGCCCUUGAGUCGAUCUCGUCUUUAAACGGCCCCCUUUCCAAUCCCUUUUCUUUUUUAACUCCACUAUCUACAUGCUCCUGGUCUCGUUACCAGCCACGGUCACUCUUUUCAUCAUUUUCGCCCACGUUCUUUAAUAUCUUAAUAUCCUAAUUAAUCGGCUUCGCAUCACUCCCUUUUGCAGCCAAAGUCACUCUCUUUUGCGAAUUUCCGACCACAAGAUUCCUGGCGAACAAACAGUCGCUCCUUUGACAACAAGCCACAGGCACUAUUCUGCCCAGUCACCGCCUACCUGAGAAACCCCAAUCGCCUACCUGAGAAACCCCAAUCACCUACCACCCAAUAUGGCGUACCCUCAACAUGACGACUCUUACUUCGUGGAGUCGGAAGAACCUCACCACAGAAUCACAGCCCAAGAAGCAGCGCGAAUGAUGGCCCGUCAACGGCAGGACAUCAUUGGCGUUGAGCUAUCACGAUUAGCAGGCGAUGAGUACCUCGAGGAUAUCAUGCAGCAUAUGCGACAAAUGGAGGAUGAGACUCUACCAGAUGCUUCCCUCAUCGAUAUGCAGCGCGAGAUCCAGUGGUUCAUGCGACCUUACUUGAUCGACUUCCUCAUCGAGGCCCAUGCCGCCUUCGGCCUCCUUCCCGAGACUCUCUUCCUCACUGUUAACCUCCUCGAUCGAUACUGCUCUAAGCGAGUUGUGUACAAGCAACACUACCAGCUGGUUGGAUGCGCUGCACUGCUCAUCGCUGCCAAGUAUGGUGACAAGAAGGACCGCGUUCCCCAAAUUCACGAACUUAACAACAUGUGCUGCGGACUCUAUGACGCCGGCAUGUUCACACAAAUGGAGAUGCAUGUCCUCAACACACUUGAUUGGAUCAUUGGCCACCCUACCGUCGACUUCUUCUCGCAACUAAUGGUAGCAGAGGAGGGUGACGACCAGGAGGUUGCGCACAUGGCCGCCUAUCUGUGUGAGAUUGCCUUGUACCAUCGCGAUUUCGUUUCCACCAAGCCUUCCGUUAUGGCUCGCUCAUCUCUCGCUCUCGCACGAGCCAUCCUUGGCCGCUCCGAAGUUAACGAUGGAGGCUGGGACCAGACAGAGAACGUUACCUUGAUCACAUUGUCGCAUCACCUUCAUCAACCCUCACCUACACUUGCGCGCAAAUACUCGACAACAGGUUUUUCUCGGGUGUCGCAGAAGCUGGCCGACUUCAUGGCUGAGCAGGCUGCGAUCGCCCGCCGAGCUGCUAACCCAGCUACUCCCCUAGCCGAACCCAUCAACAAGCACACGAGCAACAUCUACAGCACUCCUCAAAAAGGACACAGCGCGAUGGGGUUCGAUGGAUACCUAACACCCCCGAUCACCCCUGACGGUAACUCGUUAAUGGGCAACCACAACAUGGCAAAGGAGUCUUACGGCUUACCUCCUCGAUGCCCGGUCACACCAACACCUCCACACCAUGCGGGAGUAUAUGGUCAACAACACCAAUACGUCGGAUACGUUAACCAGCAUGGCAUGAACCAAUAAUGCUCUCUUCAUGACAAGAUAUUGAAUCGACGAUUCGACCUUGGACGUUCACCCAUGUACAUCAUCGUGGCUUCUACACUAUCUUUCCGACAUUCUAUUACUUGUUCGAAAUCAUUGCAUGGUCGCACAACAGAAUGAUCUUUCCACAUAUGUUUUGGCAUUUAGCGACUGCUUUCUAUUUCCUUGCGAUUCAAACUUUUUCUCCUCAAUAUCAAGUCUAGCGGCACCAAAAAAAGGAACACGCGGAUCAUACCCUUUUCUUUUCAAUUUUUCUUUAGCAACUUUAUGCAUCAAUUUUUUUUCAGGCUCCAUACGACUUGGUCUCUAUCCGCAUACCCAAGAGGACCAACGACAGGUCACCGUUCGGGUAAAACUGGUUGGCGACAUAGAUUACACAUGAAGGGCCUGGCCAACCUCGAGACGGAAGAAGUAAAAAAGAAGACCGAAAAUGCACCAACACAGGUCCCUCGCGGUGGAUAAAAAGGAUACCCCCGGAUUUUGGGACAUAAGCGGUUAUGGACCGACUAGCUUUAUUAAAACAGGGACGAUGGUGUCUGACUUCGGUCUGGUACGAUGAGGCGGCCUACUCUUCACGACAGCAGUACUACGUCUGCAUAAUUCUUUCAAAGGUGGAUUGGGUGGCGGGCGAUACAUAGUUGGGAAGCCAUUGGCAUGCACAACAACACAACGUUGUCCCAGGGGAGGAUUUUGGCAUUAAUAGUGCCUUUAGUUGGAUCUACGAAGUCAGGCUAGUUCCUUUCUUCAGGCCCCCGUCCUGUGUAUAGAUGUACGUAAAACAGGCACAAAAAAAGAAGUAAAAAUUCUUUAACUUGAACUGUUCCGAAUCGUAUUCAUUUCUCAUUCCGAUGGUCUUCGGUGAUUGUUCAACCCGGCGAUCGAUGGAUUCACUUUGGUCAUCUCAAGGCUGAAGCCAAGCCGUCAUACUGGUGUUUGUGGUUCAGCCGCGUCUUUUGUCUGUCUCUGAAUCUGUCUUUGAAUCUGUCUUUGAAUUCUAGCUGAAGGAUUUAGAUCGUCGAUGGAUGGAGCGGAAGCUUGGGGCUUGACGUCAGGAAAUUUCCCAGUGUGGAGAGACUUUAAUUUCGCAUCUUUAACAGAUACCAGAAGGACACCAGCUAACUUGGAGCAAUAUCUGGCAACCAGCGCAGGCACCAUGGGGAGCCCCUGACUAGGAGACGCAUAUGCAUGGAACUACUGAAGUAGGGCAUAUUAUUAGCAUAGUACGGAGUACGGAUAGUGGUGUUACCUUAAGGGAUGUUUCCUAAGGUUUAGAGUUAAUGGCGGCUGGUAUUGGCCAGGUUCAUGCUACCCCUGGACGCUGCAGGUUGGGAGUUGAAGAUAUGCUGACUCUUAUUGGCUACGCGCUCUCAUGCAGGGCUGAUUCUUUAAUUUUGGUAGAAAGUCUAUUGAAUCAUAUCUCGUUGUG